AUUUUUAUCCCGUAAUUUACUAUGUAUCCUCCAUGAAUGAGGAUGCGCAAUCUUUUGAAUGAUAAUAAAAAAAAAAGAUUAGCUACCUCUAUGCAUCCCAGUGCACGUCAAGAUGGAGAAAUGAGGAUCAAAGUCAAAGGGUCCCAGAGGAGGAGUCUUGACAAGGGAGAAAACACACUAUCAAGAGGUAUGUGCGCGGUGACGGCGGGCCGGGCCAGCAUGAGUAGUCAGUCAGGUACCCAACAGCGGGGGAGAUGACCUAUUUUUUCUGGUUUGGCUGGGGUGUUUGAACCGAAGGGAGAAGACAGCAAAGACUGUGCGUCUUCGGGUAAAAAAGAGAGAGAAAAAAAAGGAUAGGACAGAAAAAGGGGAAAGUGACACAAAAGUCGCCAAACCAUCAAAGACCCUGCUCCCUGAAAACCUUUUUGUCACAUCGCUUCUUCCUUUCAAGAGUUGGUACGAUUUGUUUUUCCCUUGGGCCCCGUUUCCCAUCACACCUCAAAAUCACAAUCUACCCUCUGGUCCUGCAUCGGGGUGGUUGUGUUUGUGUCAUUUGAGGGGCGGGAACCGAAGAGGGACAAAGAAUAAAAACACGAGACCAAAAAGAAGAAUGGGCGGUCAAUUCAUACAAACCCACGCACGUACGUCAAGGUAACCCAUUCAUUCGUUUUCUCGCCUGCAUUACACAGCCAGGCACAAAGCACAAAGCAAAGCACAGCGAGAAGAAGAAGAGAAUUAAGCAAGAAGGGGGGGAUACCGGAGCACAAGCACAAUCUUGAGACUUGAAAGGGUUAGACAUUGUCUAUUGGGAGCCAAAAGAAAGAAAGAGAGAGACGGACUUGGGGAAGAAGAAGGGUGCAUUUUGAAGGAAUAAAAAAGUGGUAAAAACAAAAAAGACCACUUUUUUUGGGGGGAGACUUGGGAUUCCUAGGGAUCUUGGGUGGUUUUGGUUGACUAAACUUGACUUGACAACCCAUCCCAUCUAUCUAUCCGCCCCCCCCCCCCCUCAUACGCCAAAGCAAACAAAUAUAUCCCACAAAGGCCCCCAAACCCCGGCAAAAGGCUCGAGACCUGAAAGAGAAGGGGCGCGGCGGCUCCGACCAUGCGCCGGAUACGGCAAGCACUUUCAAGAAUGGGCGGCAAAAGCAGCAAGCCGUCCGCGCAGACGGUGCCGGAGAAGUCGCAGCGGGUGCAGCAGCUCCGCGACGGCAUGAUCCACCCGCACCACCAGCAGCAGCAGCAGCAGCACCACAAUGGCGGGCUGAACGGCACGCCCAACGGCAGCACGGCGGCGCUGUCGCGCAGCGGCACGACGACGCGGCGGUCGCUGGCCAUGGACCUGGAGCCGGACGGACCGGGGGUGCUGAUCAUGCACGACGGCAGCCGCGAGGGCGGGCGCGGGCUCAGCACGGCAAACACCAACACGACGGGCAACAGCAUGGCCAGCAGCGGGUCGGGCGAGAACAAGGACAAGGGCAUCGACAUCGUGCUGGUGCACGGGUUCGGCGGAGGGCGCACGCGCAGCUGGACGCAGGACGGGGUCUGCUGGCCGCGGGACCUGCUUCCGCGAGAGCUCCCGGCCAACACGCGGGUCAUCAGCUGGGGCUGGCGGGUGCCGGAGAACAUCUCGGUGGUGGGCGAGGCGGGAGGCUACGGGCAGCUGUGCGACAUGGUCAGCGACCAGCUGUCGAUGGACCUGGCGCGGGUGGACGGCGAGGCGGAGCGCGACCUCAUCUUCAUCGCGCACGGCAUCGGCGGGCUGAUCGUCAAGGACGCGCUGUCGACGACGGCGGUGUCGCAGGUGUUUGGCAAGCGCAGCGAGCUGGGCAGCAUCUACCCGCGCACGGUGGGGGUCAUCUUCCUGGGCACGCCGCAGCGGGGCCACGGGCGACAGACGCUGGCGCAGUGCGCGGCCAUCGCGGCCCGGCUGGACUGCGCGGGCGGCGGCGAGGGCCAGAUGGACGACGCCUUCUUCCGCAUCAUGGCCGACAGCAACGACGCGCUGGAGACGCACCGGGGCGAGUUUGCGCUCAUCUCGCGCGACCUGCCGGUGGUGUGCGUGCGCGAGCAGCUGACGACGGCGGUUCGGGGCGUCGACAUGCUGCCCAAGAACUGCGCGGCGUACGACGGGCUCAACGUGACCACGGACGACAUCUUUCGGGACCACAACGGCCUGGCCCGGUACACGGACAGGCAGGACCCGGGAUACUUUCAGCUGGUGGGACACAUUAGCAAGCUGACGAGGCGGACGAGGUUCCAGGACACGGAGGCGGGCAUGAUUCGAAGCAAGGAAAUCCUCGACGCUCUCCACUACGACAUGCGUGAAAACGAAAACAAGGCCAACGAGGAGCUCAAGCAGACGUCGGCCUGGAUCCUGUCGGCCAAGGACACCCAGGGCAGCGGGGCGGGCGACAACGUCCCCAACGCCUUCAACAACUGGCUCGAGGACCCCAGCCAGUCCAUCUUUUGGAUCAGCGGCAACCCCGGGUCGGGCAAGACCACGCUGAUGCGGCACGCCUUCCACGACCCGUCGACGCGCGAGAAGCUGCAGCGCUGGGCGUCGAGCGGCAUCGACGACGAGAACAAGGUGCGGCGGCGCGACAAGCCCGAGCUCCUCAUGGCCGCCGUGUUCCUGUUCGAGGCCGGCAGCUACGUGCAAAAGUCGCGAGAGGGCAUCCUCAGGGGCAUGCUGUACCAGAUCCUGACCCAGAAGCCCGAGUUCAUCCCCGUGUGCUUCCCCUCCUUUAUGCAGGGCCCCUGGCCCCCGCGCGUGCCCUUCAACACCACCGUCAACCUGUCGCAGGCCUUUUACCAGCUGUUUGCCCGCAUGUCCAAGACCUUGAGGCUGUGCAUGUUUAUCGACGGUCUGGACGAGUACCGUCUGGCCGAGGGGGCCCAGGACCAGCAGGACGAUCCCAACAACAAGCAGCACCAGCAGCAGAGUCAUCAUAGCGGCAGCGGCAACGGCAGCGGCAACGGCAGCGGCAAGAAGCUCCACAAGAGGAGCAGCCGCUACUCGGUCGACGAGCUGACCAACGACACGUCGACGCUGGCGGUCAGCGAGUACGGCAGCGCCAGCGAGCAGGCCACCAGCGUGGACGAGCGCGGCGACGUCCUGGGCAACGCGGCCUGGAUCGCCGACUCGCACAGCGAAAUCGCGCGUCUCAUCAUGGACCUGAGCAACCAGGACCACGUCAAGCUCUGCGUGGCCAGCCGAGAGCUGCCCCCCUUCGAGGAGGCCUUCAACGGGGUGCCGCGGCUGCGGGUGCACACGCAGACGGAAAAGCUCAUCUCGCAGUACUGCGCCGACAGGCUGGACAAGGUGGCGCCGGGCCUGUCGCAGGGCCAGCGGCCGCUCUGCGACGAGGUGGCGCGCAAGUCCAGGGGUGACAUCCUCUGGGCCCGGCUGGCCAUCGACAUGCUGAUGGAGGGCAGCCUGCGCAAGCUCAUGGCGACGCUGGACUCGCUGCCGUCGCAGCUGGGCGGACCCAACGGCUUGUACAUGCGCAUCAUCCAGGCGCUGGACAAGGACGAGCAGCGCGAGGCGGCGCGCAUCUUCCACCUGAUCCUCCGGGCGGUGGACCCCCCCAACCUCAUCACGCUGGCCUUUGCCGACGAGGGCUUCAUCGCGGGCCAGGAGCUGCAGGCCAAGGACCCGUCGGUGGGCAAGCUGGUGGUGGACCACGACCGCGCGCACCCCUACACGCGGGCCGACAUGGCGGCCAUCACGGCGCGCAUGCAGUCGCGGCUGACCACGUCGUGCGCGGACCUGCUCGAGACCACGGACAAGGGCAACCGCGUGGUGUUUAUGCACCUGACGGCCAAGGAGUUUGUGCUGCGGUCCAGCGUGUGGAAAAAGGUCAAGGCCCCCGUGCCGUCGUCGGUCAACCUCGACGUCUCGCUCAUGUCGGGCACCAUCCGCUACCUCAAGUGCUUCUCGACGCUGCGCCUGGUGGUCACCAACCGCCCGCGCCUGCAGUUCACCCCCGAGGCCUGGCUGCUGGUGUCGCACGUGCUGCGCUACGCCGCGCGCGUCGACGAGCGCCUCGUGGCCGACGGCGACCCGGACUGCUCGCGCGAGACCUACGUGGGCCUGCUGGACGAGCUGGACCGCACGUUCCAGGAGGCGUGGCAGACGGCGGUCAAGGAGCACGUGCCGGCGCGCGACGACGUGGGCUGGUACCGCGACAGGUACCGGCCGCUCAUGGCGUCGCACUGGUCCGACUACGAGCCCAUGGAGCUGGGCCCCAGCCCGCGCCGCGCCGGCUUCCUGUCGCUCGCGCUGCAGGCCAACCUGCUGGGCUACGUCGGCUACAAGCUCUCGCUGGUCACCGACGACCGCGCCCGCGCCUCGCUGGCCAUGGACCUGCUCGAGUUCGCCGUCAGCCCCGAGGGCGACUCGCGCACCGUCGACGGCGGGCCCAGCCUCAGCGCCUCGGGCGCCGUCACCGGCACCUACCGCGACUUCCACCACGACAUGCCCGACGGCCGCUUUGUGCCGCUGCUGCUCGAGGCCGCCGGCGGUCCGCCCCACCCCGACGGCAUCGACGGUGCCGGGGCCGCCGACGCUGGAGACGGCCCCGGCGACGACUCGCUCUCCGUGGCCCCCACCGAGGUCAACGCCGUCGACUCGGCCGACCUCCAGGCCCAGCGCCGUCUGGUGUGGACGCAGGCCCUCAAGGCGGGGCGGCAGUUCUUCCACAACCGCGGCGCGUCCUCGGUCCUCAACAUGACGCCCGAGUCCACCACCACGCUGGCCCGCAACCGGGGCCGCUGGGUGGCCGCCAUCAAGGCGCUGCUGUCCACGGGCUGGGCCGACCCGCACAUCCAGAUCCCGGCCUUUGGCGUCGGCGGCAUGGACGACGGCGCCAUGACCCUGGGCGGCGAGCUGAGGACCGCCGCCGACGUCAUCAAGGAGACCCUCGACGGCGAGGUCGAGUUCCAGCGCGAGCUCAUCAUGAUCGAGGCCCUGAUCGUCAAGGUGUCGCAGGUGCAAAACAGCCGGACGCCGGGGAGGGCGCUGUGAGGGAAAGAGGACUGAUUGUGUUUAAUACUAAAAUAGACUUGCAUGUUCUUUUGUUUACCAGACAGUUUACCAGACUGUUUACCAGACAGUUUACCAAACAGUUUACAAUCGCUGAAUAUAUUUCUUAUAUGUACUCA
Molecule: messenger RNA, 5163 nt
Organism: Pyricularia oryzae 70-15
Lineage: Eukaryota; Fungi; Ascomycota; Sordariomycetes; Magnaporthales; Pyriculariaceae
Exons: 2
Coding region: 1103-5026 (1307 amino acids)
Source: RefSeq, a predicted model, not a curated record